Anarrhichthys ocellatus (wolf-eel) is the source of this 993-nucleotide messenger RNA. It is a transcript of the gene mrpl43, whose product is annotated as mitochondrial ribosomal protein L43. Lineage: Eukaryota; Metazoa; Chordata; Actinopteri; Perciformes; Anarhichadidae. Gene Ontology annotation, cellular component: mitochondrial large ribosomal subunit. The record is from RefSeq and is a predicted model, not a curated record. Gene Ontology annotation, molecular function: structural constituent of ribosome. Bases 123 to 578 code for a protein of 151 amino acids. Gene Ontology annotation, biological process: mitochondrial translation. The transcript is spliced from 3 exons.
AAGUCGUCCUCUGUGCAUGUUGUUGCUAGCUAACGUUAAUGUGUGCUCAGCGGUUGUUUUAGAGUACUUUAAUUAAAAUAUAGUAUAUAUAUAAUAUAUAUAUAUUAAUUCACUUUCACACGAUGACAUCCAGAGGGACAGCGAGUCGCUUCCUGAACAGCGUUCUGCAGAACGGUGUCGGUCGGUACGUCUGCCAGCUGAAGCGAGUCUCCAUCAUCUUCUCUAAAAACGCACAGAGCUCGUUGGGAGUCAGGGAGUUCAUUGAAGAGGGAGUGGUGGAUUAUGCCAAGAAGAACCCUGCCACCGUCGUGUACGUGUCUCCUCAGUCAUGCAGGAUACCCAAAAUAGUUGCAGAAUACUUAAACGGCAACGUGAGGGAAGAACUCGUCACGAGCAAAACAUCCCCGCAGAUUUCGGAGCUUUUGACCAAGCUGACCAAUCAGUCCGGUCUGGACAUCAUCCGCAUCCGCAAGCCCUUCCACACAGACAACCCCAGUAUCCAGGGCCAGUGGCACCCAUUCACCAACCGGGCCCCGUCCAUCGGCCCCAUCAGACCACAGAACCAGGACGCCGAAUAAGGACCAGAGUCUGAAGUGACAAUUGCUCAUUAAUUGCAGAAUAUUCUUGCGAGAUGUCCUUCUUUGAAGCUGUUCAAGUGAACGAUCUGAAUUAAAUCACAGGUCAAGUACGUUUGCGGCAAUUUUCCAAUGAUUCUGCAGAAGACCCCACUAACGGCAGAACAUUUUCCACCAUGCCGUUCUUUCGUUGGUGGCGGCGAAGCCUCUGUAGCUGUGCAGAAAAGUGCACACAUCACCAGCUCUGAAUGUUGAUUAGACUUUACAUGAAUCCACCAGAGGCUUGUCAGCUGGCAUAUUAAAAAAACAACAUAACUGUUUUUUUUAACGUCAAGGUUAUUUGAAGAUUCACUGUGAUGAAGUGCAGCGCGGAGCAGAUGGAACUUUGUAUGAAAUAAAUAUUAUUGUGCAAAUGCUG